AUGGACACAUUUGUAAGUGCUUAUGAUGAAAAGAUUCGUCCACUGAUGGACAAAAUUGAUCAAGCUCGAUCACUAUUAUCAUGGAGUAAUGAUGGUAUUACUUUUCCGAACGUUGUUGUCGUUGGUGAUCAAUCAAGUGGUAAAUCAACAUUACUCGAAUCAUUAUCAUUAGUCGAACUUCCAAAAGGCUCUGGUAUUGUCACUAGAUGUCCAUUAGUGUUACGAUUGCGUAAAGCUAGUGUACGACGAUUAUACCGUUUGAAUGGCAAUAAGAAAAUUGAACUUGAUGAAAGAAAAACCAAUAUACUAAACUAUAUCGAAGAAGAAACAAAGAAAUUAGCCGGUGAAAAUAAAAAUAUUGUUAAAGAUUUAAUUGAAUUACAAGUGAACGAUCCUAAUGUACGAGAUUUGACUGUGGUCGAUUUGCCUGGUAUUGCGCGUAAUCCUAUUGCUGAUCAACCAAAAGAUAUUCAUAAACAAACAACAGAUUUAAUUCGUCAUUUAAUUCGUCAAGAGGGAAGCGUUAUUUUAUGUGUCUUCCCCGCUAACGUUGAUAUUGCAACGGUUGAAUCAUUUACAAUAGCACGCGAAGUUGAUCCAACAGGCAUACGAACAAUCGGCGUUAUCACAAAAUCCGAUCUUGCGUCGAAUCAUGAUACGUUAAUACAGCAGUUGUUGAUGGAUCGACCUGACGUAUUUCAUUUAAAAUUAGGUUUUAUUGCUGUUCGUAAUCGCAGCACUGAAGAGGAAAUUUCACUCGAAGAUGCUCGUAAACGUGAAAAAGAAUUUUUUAGUCAGCAUCCUGCCUCGCGUAUGACGGGGCAUUGUCUUGGAAUUGAUGCACUUAUUAAUCGUUUAGCUGAUUUAUAUUCUGAUCGGGUUAAAGAAACAUUUCCAAAAAUGCGAAACGACAUACAAACAAAAUUAAAAGAAGUUCGCGACCAAUUAUCGAAAUUUCCGCCAGAUUUAGCAUCGGCUUCUGCGCGAUUAGCCAAAUAUUAUGAACUGGCUGAUUGGUAUGUAGAAAAUAUCAUUAAAGAGCGUUUUAAGAGCUCAAAUGACGGUCAACAUACUACUAGUAGUUUGAUUAAUAAUUUGCACUGCAAAUUCAAAAAAGCUCAAGAUAUCACACAAAGACAAGAUAAGGAUUUUUUUUCAUCAAAAUACCGUUCUAGAGUUCACGAUGCCAUGUUAGCAUGCUUCGGUGAGCAAUUGCCGAAUUUUCUACCACAUCCGAUAUUGAAACGUUUUAUAUGUGAAAAGCUUGACCAACUUUGGCAUGUAAUCGAAGUACUCAUCGAUGAAAGUUUUCAUAUGACAUCCAGACUAUUAUUGGAUAAUGAUCGAGAUGCUUGUAAUGGAGAUAUUUUACUAUUAAAAUUGUUACCAGCGUUUCGUAAUGUUGUCUCAAUGUAUUUGAAAACAAAAAAACAAGCUGUGUGUGAUCAAGUGCAAGAAAUAAUCCGACUAGAAAAGCAGGAUCCGUAUACACUGAAUGAUUACUACAUGAAUAAGAUCAAUAACUUUAAAGAGUAUUUAGCAGAGCGAAAAUCUGGUAAAACAGGUGAGAAAAUGUGUUUCUCUAAGAUAACUGACGACGAUGAUGAUGAUGAUAAUGCAGUGUUUGAUGCCAUCUCGAAUGAUGAUCAAGCAGUACAAGAUAUGAUAAUUAGUAUUUAUGCAUAUUGGAAAUUGUUAAUAAAACGCUUCAUCGAUUAUACAGCCUUGUCUAUACGUGCAGGAUGCGUCUUUGACAUAUGUCCUGGUAUACGAGAACGUUUGAGACAGAUUCCUAUCGAACAACCUGAUUUUGUCGAUGCAUAUCUUGCUGAGGAUACGUUUAUUCGAGCUAAACGACAGCAAUUACACCAAACGAAAGUGCGGUUGGAGAAAGUUGAUGCUAUACUUGGCGGUGGUCGAAUAGCCAUCGAUGACAAUGAUAUGUUUGCUAGUGGAACAAUGUCAAUUGAAAAUUCUCCAGCAAUGACUUUAGAUAAACUUGAAGAAAAUCUUGCUUCCACUAAUGUUAUUGAAAAUGUUGGUCCUUCAGGAUUUGUGCCUAACAGAAAUAUUCAACCAUCCGUUCCAAGGGUUGCACAACCAGUUCCAAUUAGUUCUACAUCCGACUCCAAUUUUCAAAAUAUCAGAAAACGUACAUGA
This is a messenger RNA of Rotaria sp. Silwood1, 2160 nucleotides long. The record is from the annotation of a GenBank genome assembly. Lineage: Eukaryota; Metazoa; Rotifera; Eurotatoria; Philodinida; Philodinidae.